CGUAUACUUGAUAUUUUAUGUUUCGAGUACAUUGUAAAUAAGUUACAUUUUUAAUGAUUUGGUUUGGGCGCGUCGUGCCUGAGGAGCGGAGUGGAGAUGAAGAUGGCUGACCAGGCCGCGGUGGUGCUGCGGCGGAACAGGCCGGGGACCAAGGCCGAGAACUUUUACCGCUGGUGUGAUGAAGCAUAUGAAGAAAUGGAUUCCACUCUUGUAGUUCAGCAGUACAUCCAGCAAACUAUUCGUCUGGACCACAACAAUAUUGACACUAUACUCAAUGCUCCAGAAACUCAGGAUGAGGGUGUGUGGAAAUAUGAACACCUCAGGCAAUUUUGUAUGGAGCUCAAUGGAUUGGCUGUUCGAUUGCAAGGUGAAUGCCAGCCUUCAACAUGUACUCAGAUGACAGCAACAGAACAGUGGAUUUUUUUGUGUGCUGCCCAUAAGACACCAAAAGAGUGUCCAGCUAUUGAUUAUACUCGACACACGUUGGAUGGUGCCGCUUGCCUUCUUAACUCAAAUAAAUAUUUCCCUAGCAGAGUGAGCAUUAAGGAGUCAUCUGUAGCCAAGUUAGGAUCAGUGUGUCGUCGAGUCUACAGAAUAUUCUCACAUGCAUAUUUUCAUCAUAGACAAAUCUUUGAUGAAUUUGAGACGGAGACAACCUUGUGUCGAAGAUUCACUGUGUUUGUAACAAAAUAUAAUUUGAUGUCUCGUGACAACCUUAUUGUUCCCAUCUUAGAGGAUGAAAGUGCUGGACAAGGAGAAUCUGAAGCCUAAUGGGAAAUUGUUUCUCAUUAUCUUGGAUUAUUAGCACUUAGUAAUUGGUAAGCAUCUCUGGACUAGUACCUAUUCAUGUUUUACCAGCCAGUAAUAUAAACAUUGAUCAGCAGGUGAUUUUGGUCUUGGAUUCGUUUUGAAUUAAAAUAAUAUACGUAUAUAAUUAUUGUAUGAAUUCUUUGUACCACUUGAUUGUGUGCUCUGUCAUGUUUGUAAUUCUAACCAGUUUAUUAAAUUUCUUUGGUUAUAAAUGAUUAUUUAGAACAAAUAAAUUAACUCAUUUUUUUCCGGUAAAAAACUUUUUUAUGUCAUAUAUUUCUUCCACAUGGAGUUGGUAUAUCUUAAAAUCGUAUAUUUCAUAAAAGUAGGAAAUACAUUCCAAGUACACUACGAUGAUGUUCACUAAUUAUUAUAACUUUAAAAAAUGAAGGUUGGGAUUAGUUGUUGCAUUCUAAGCUAUUGGUCAUCUACUUCAGGAUGAUUUUUAUGUGAUGAUUUUAUGGUUUUAAACUGCUAUUAAUCAAACUAUUCACUGCAGAAUUUGAACUUGCAUUAUGUAUUCCUAACAAAAUCAUGACAAAAAUGCACAAAUUACAUACUAUGUAAUUUUUUUAACUUUCAAAGAUAUUUUCUUUCUAUGGCAUUUUCAGUAGUGAGGUAAUGUUUAUUUUUAAAACUUAAAAAUGUUCAUUUCAGAAUAAUUACAGCUUCUGAAUCUCGUUUGGGAGCUUGGUACCUAAGCCAGGCCAGGAUUAGGAUAAUGGAUUGUGUAGUUCAGAUAUGUGAAGUAAUGAAGUGAAUCAUCUGGAGGCAGUGCAAUAUAACUUUUGCAGGUAUGAACCAUGCUAGUUAUAGUGUUCAGGUAUUAGAUUGCAGAAUUGUUAAAAUUUUUGCAUACGGAAAGUUUGGAUUUAUAUUCUAAGAAAUGAGUAUUAUAAAAUAUUUAUCUGCAAACAGUAAAGAACUGCAUUGCUAUUCUGAUUCAUCAUGGUAGCAAGAAUAUAUUCUUUUUUCAAGUUAUCAUGUAAUACAAAUAUGUAAUGGAGGAGUAACGGAGGUCCUGUAUACAGUACCGUCUCGAGUUUCGUGAUCCUUCAAUUUUGUGCUUAGUCCUAAAUUCUUACCAUCCCGACUUUCGCGCAUUAUCGCCCCGAGUUUUGUGCUGUUUUGACAUGUAUGGGUCAUGUCUACUUACCAUCGGCAUCACGCACGCUGCCUUAAAAGGUAGUGUCACUCUGGCUGUUUUCUCCAAACAUUGGGGCUACGGCAGGAGAGAGAGAGAGAGAGAGAGAGAGAGAGAGAGAGAGAGAGAGAGAGAGACUUAUUAAAUGAUGAAGCCAGAGUUGAGGAGAGUGGGAGGUGAGGAUGUGAGGAACUCCUAUCCAAAUAGUCUCAAAAUACGUACAUUGGAAAAAGGAAGAGAACGGGUUGUUUUGGCUGACAGUUCUGAAAACACGCUUGUAAUUCGCCGGGAGUCCUAUGACGUCAUUGCUGGUGCUCACCCAAUCAGCGGCUUCACUGCCUUAAUGCAGUGUCACACUGGCCAUUUUCCUCCAACCGUUGGGGUUACGGGCAACGCUCGUACGCCCAACUGGGAGCGUGUUGUUGGUUGUCUGUAAGCUGGUGUCACACCGGGCCUUUUUCCUCCCACUGCAUUGGCGGCAGCUAGGGCAACCGGCAACUCCAACUUUUCUGGGUGUGUGUUACACACGGCCAAGGUCGGUUGCCUGUAUCCACACCCACAACAUAAACAAAGCUCUUGCCCUGUAUCGAUAUGGUGUCGUCUGCUAUAGUAAGGGCUGCCGCAGCUUGUGCUGCCAUUACUCAAGCUAUGGACUUGUUGCUGCAGUUAAAUGGAAGGAAGAAGUGGUUGUGGGUGUGGCGUGCCUGUGGUUCCUCUGUGCCAGAAGUUCUCAUUGUCACCAUUGCAUGUUUGUCCCUAACCCACCCAUCUAGACUCUGACCACAUAAACAUACGGAUCGAGUAACAACAAGCACACACACACACACACACACACACAUGCACACACCAGACUCAUUAGAUUAUGAUUUGGACUGACUGUUUGGCUGGAAUUCCAUGAUUUCCAAAAAUUCCAAGUUUUUAUGGAAGAAAAGUUGCUUAUUUUAUCGCAAUGGAGUCUGAAAAAUAUAGUUUAUAAUCUUUGACCUGGAAAUUUACUGUCUAUAGAGAGCCAAAGUUGCAGUGAAACUCAAAAAAAAAAUUUUUUAAAGUUUUUCAUUCUGGAAUGAAUCUCAUUGAAUAAAAGUUGGAGAAAAUGAUCCGUAUAACUCAACUGUGAAAUCAGAUUAUGAUUUGGACUGACCGUUUGGCUGGAAUUCCAUGAUUCCCCCCAAAAAUCCUACAACCCACUCUUUUGAACACUCCUGUGAACAAGAUAUUAGUUCAUCUAGAACAUCAGGUAAAUCAGUGGAGGUGUCAAGACUACGCUCAGCAUGCACACGACGAGCAGAAACUAAAGGAAGACCGCCAAAACUGAUAUGCUGAGGGAAUAUAAUCGCUCUGCAGAUGCCAUGAUGCGUAGGCAGGAACUGUAGACUAAUUUUAGCACGUAGUUGUCUAAGGGGCAAAAGAGGUGCCAGUUAGUCACUUAGGAUCGACAUAUAAUAGUUACACGUGCCGUUCAGUUUCCAGAGAGCUUCUCGUUUUCCUGCGCUGGCGUCAUGCUUGUUGCCCACGUCAGAAAAAAUUAUGCGACGCCAGCGUCAUAGUCAUCGUUAAGGGGUUAAGGCAGUGAGGCUGCUGAUUGGGUGAGCGCCGGCGAUGAUGUCAUUGGACUCCCAGAGAAUCACAAGCGUGUUUUCAGAAUUAUCAGCCAAUUGUAAGGCAGCUACCUUCAACUGCGGCUUCAAAACGACCCGUUGUCUCUUCCCAUUUUCUUCCUUUUUCCAAGGUACGUAUUUUGAGAUAACAAGGGAGUGAAGGGGGAAAAAAAAGUCAGCUUCUCCACGGGUUGGAACAAAUAAGCACUUUUUCAGUGUUUUCAAUACCCUGAGUUUAGCGAUCCUCGAGUUUAGCACUAUAUCUUCGGAAUGAAGCAAGUGUGAAACUCAGGAAGGUACUGUAGUUCAAGGAAGAAAACAUCUAAACUGUACAAUUUUUUUUAGAGAACCAACCUCUAGACACCAAACUCUGAGCACACACACACACACACACACACUCACACUCACACACACACACACACACACACACACACACACACACACACACACACACACACACACACAAUGUGAUCUCACAGAAAAUAAUGAUGAAUGAUUGACAUAAAAAGAAAUACAUUGCAACUCUACCAUGUGUUUCUUUACCAGUUAAGGAUAAGCUCGUAUCUUGAGUAGUCCCCUAACAUUAUGAUAAUUUCCCGAAGAAAAAGUUCAGCUACAUCUCGGAUAAGAGUUUUUUCAAAAUAUUUUAAUAUUAUGGCCUCUCCUAGUUGGAAUGUGUUAUAUUUUUAUCCAUGUAUUUAUAUAUGGAUUCCCUUUCCAUUUUUAACUUUAUUGGCUGCAUUUGAUUUACUUAAUCCUUUCAUUGUGCUCUGUUGUAAACUUUUAAGCUGAAAUUUUAUCAAUGGAUAGCUUAUUCUUUCCUAUUUUCUAAGUAUUAUUCCUAGUCUUUUGCAGGAUACUGUCUCUGCAAACUGGGCUGAAGCCCAUUGAAGCUGAGGCUUGUGUAGGUCUUUUUGUCUAGUUUCUUGAGGCUCAGUUUACUUAGAUGAGCCAGUAUUAGGGUGGAAAUUAAAUUUGUUUGUAAAAUAGCCUUAUAAAAAAUUACCUGGUACUGGCUGUGUAUACUGAUGUUAUGUCAUUUUUUGCAUGAACGUAUAAUUGGCUGGAGCUGUGGAGCAGUCUAGUUCAUCAGUUUAUCACAAGUUUUUCAUAUAGUUAUAGAAUCAUUCAUUUCCCCUCUCUUCCAACCAUGAAUUAAAAUUUCGGUCAAGUAUUGAAUUCAGUAACAUCAGAAAGUUUUGAAUAGUGACCUUAUGAGAAUGACAGACUCUUAGGCCCGCAAUUAUAAGUAAAGAUUAAAGGCCCUGUAUCUGCAUCACAAUUUGUAUAGAUGUUCUGUAUUUAAGAAUAUUUAUUGAAAAACAGUUAAUAUACAAGUUAUAUUGUAUCUGAAUUACCUUUCUAACAUGCUGGAUGUGUUUGUGUAUUAUGUUUCUCUAAUAUUACUAAGCUUUAGUUCUAUCCAUUUAAGCUGAAGAAUUGACAUAAAAAGUAUAUUUCUAUGUCUUGAAAUGAUUAAGUGUUUUACGUUGAAUUUUGAAGUAAUUGAACAGUACCUGUAUCUCGCAAAGUUUAGAAUGUGAUACACUUCAAUAUAGAUGUUUACAGGAAGUUUUUGUGUUUAGAAUCUCAAGAUAUGUCUCAUCCACAAAAUCCUUAAUAUAUAUUACCUUAUUUAUUAAAAAAAAUAAUAAUAAUUUUCCCUUGCAUUGAAUUUAUCCAGCAUGAACCUUAUGACAUUUAAAGUCAGUCUUAGACCUGUGUCAGCCUUUAGACCAGUAUGUAUUGAUACUUGGGCCCCAUUUGUGGGGAGUGCCCCUGAGAUGCCCCUAUUUCGAAUGACUAAAUAUAUGAAUGGUGAAAAUCUG
Messenger RNA from Eriocheir sinensis (Chinese mitten crab), 5381 nucleotides. It is a transcript of the gene Mob4, whose product is annotated as MOB-like protein phocein. The record is from RefSeq and is a predicted model, not a curated record. Gene Ontology annotation, cellular component: cytoplasm. Bases 97 to 771 code for a protein of 224 amino acids. NCBI's taxonomy places the organism in Eukaryota, Metazoa, Arthropoda, Malacostraca, Decapoda, Varunidae. The transcript has 5 exons.